UUGUAUAGUUUAUUGACUUGUUUGUUGGGACGAUUAAAUAGUGUACUUUUUGGAUUCACAAAUCACACUACUCAUCAGAGAUAAAUUUCACUGCCAAAGAAUAAAAAUUGAUUAUAGGAAGUUUACAUUACCUGAGGGUGUGAUUCCUAAACAUUAGUAUGCACGAGAAUCACUUAAAGAGAGAGAUUGAAGUGCAGAUUUUCAGCCCUUAGCACCACCAGAGAAUUUCAUUCAAGGUCUGGAGGGAAACCCAGGAGUCAACCUUGAAAAAAACAACUCAGACUCCCAAGUAAUUAUUUAUGCAUAUGGUUCACACACUACAAUUUGAAAAACACUAACUCCACCUGAAAGUCUUUAUAAGGCUCAGAUUUUGGAAAUGGUAUUGCCUGUAUGCACCUCCUGAAGUUAUUAAUUUGAACGCGUGGUGGCAGUGCAGGCUAAGAGAGUGAAUAAGAGCUCUGCAGAUUCGGUGGACUCCACUUUAUUCAGAAGCCCCCCAAAAUACAGAACACACUUACAGCUGGAGCUAAGAUAGUAGUAUUCAGGAAGGCACUCGUCACCAGACAAGUUAUAAGACGAAUUCGAAAUUCAACAGUAAAGACAUUUCGGAGGGUCGGUGGUGGACGUGAUGAUGGGGACUGGAAAAAGAUUUUUUCCUCUGGGAUCAGACAUAAUGGAGAUGGCGAGAACAAAAGUACAUCGCAAGAAAAGGCAAGUGGCAAUUCUCAUUAUAUGGGUGCUUUUGUGGGAAGCGGGUUCAGAAUCGAUUCAAUAUUCUGUACUGGAGGAGUCAGAAACUGGCACGUUUGUGGCCAAUUUGACAAAGGACCUGGGACUCAGGAGAGGAGAACUGGCUGCGCGUGGUGCCCAGGUUGUUUUCAAGGGGAACAGACAGUAUUUGCAGCUUGACCCAAAGACCUAUGAUUUACUGCUAAAUGAGAAACUGGACCGGGAAGAGCUGUGCGGCUCCACUGAGCCAUGCGUGCUACCUUUUCAAGUGUUACUGGAAAAUCCCUUGCAGUUUUUUCAGGCUGCUUUACGAGUCAGAGAUAUAAAUGACCACGCCCCAGAGUUCCCAGCCAGAGAAAUGCUACUAAAAAUAUCAGAAAUUACUACACCAGGAAAGCUAUUUCCUUUGAAAAUGGCACAGGAUUUAGACGCUGGUAACAACAGUCUUCAGAGCUAUAUAAUCAGCUCCAAUCCUCAUUUUCACGUUCUCACUCGCAAUCGCAGCGAUGGCAGGAAGUUCCCGGAGCUGGUGCUGGACAAAGCCUUGGACCGCGAGGAGCAGCGCGAGCUAAGGCUUACCCUCACAGCGCUGGAUGGUGGGUCUCCGCCCAGGUCUGGGACCACGGAGAUUCAGAUCCUGGUCUUGGACAUCAAUGACAAUGCUCCCGAAUUUGCUCAGGAACUCUAUGAGGCACAAAUCCCUGAAAACAAUUCCCUGGGCUCCCUGAUUAUCACCGUCUCAGCGACAGAUUUAGAUGCAGGAUCCUUUGGGGAGGUAUCUUAUGCUCUAUUUCAGGGAGAUGACAUUAAUCAACCCUUCGAAAUAAACGCAAUUACAGGAGAAAUUCGACUGAGAAAGACUUUGGAUUUUGAGGAAUUUCAAUCAUACCACGUGGAUAUUGAGGCUACAGAUGGCGGGGGACUAUCAGGAAAAUGCUCUUUAGUCAUCAAGGUUCUGGACGUAAAUGACAACGCUCCUCAACUGACCAUGUCCUCCCUCGUCAGUCCCAUCCCCGAAAACCUGCCAGAGGUCAUAGUAGCAGUUUUCAGUGUGUCAGAUGCAGAUUCUGGACAAAAUCAACAGGUUAUUUGUUCUAUAGAUGACAAUCUCCCCUUUCUUCUAAGACCAUCAGUCGAGAAUUUCUACACCUUGGUAACUGAAGGAGCGCUGGACAGAGAGAGCCAGGCCGAGUACAACAUCACCAUCACCGUCACUGACCUGGGGACGCCCAGGCUGAAAACCCAGCACCACCUAACGGUGACGGUGUCCGACGUCAACGACAACGCCCCGGCCUUCAGCCAAAGCGCCUACACCCUGCGGGUGCGCGAGAACAACACGUCGGGGGGCGGCUGCUCGGUGCCCGAGGGCCCCUUUGCGGGCCACCUGGUGGACGUCAGCGGCGCGGGGACCCUGUCGCACAGCUACCAGUACGAGGUGUGUCUGACGGGAGGAUCUGGGACCAGAGAGUUCAAGUUCCUCAAGCCCAUUAUUCCCAACUUCCCUCCUCAGGGCACUGGAAAGGAAAUUGAGGAAAACCCCAUGGUUCGUGAUAGUUUCCUAUUCAGUUAAGUAUUGGAUUAUCCUAUUAAGCGCUACUUAGUUUGAAAAUCUUUUAACUUAGUUAAAUGUUAUCGAUAGUUUGUUUUUUAAUUAUUUUACUACACUUCCUUAGGUUGAAAAAAAAUCAGAUACUGGGUAUGUACAGUGUUUUCCCUAUAUCAUGCUUAGUAGAUUUGUAUUACUCUCAACUAUAUUUGACAAUCCGAAUAAAAAGUAAAUUUUUAUUUGCAUAA
Messenger RNA from Leptonychotes weddellii (Weddell seal), 2523 nucleotides. The record is from RefSeq and is a predicted model, not a curated record. Lineage: Eukaryota; Metazoa; Chordata; Mammalia; Carnivora; Phocidae.